GUACAGUACUUAGUCUUAACUAGAUGUAUAAAGCGCUUCUAGGGAAUUAGCGUGAGGCCAUUCACGCUCUGACCAGUCAGUCGCCAUGUUGGCCCUGCUGCCUGUUCCUCCCACCUGGGUACUGCUUGUAGGACUGUUCACGGUUUUGUUCUACCUGUUUCUGGUGUGGCCAUUCUCCACCUUCAAGAAGCUGGGAAUUCCCGGUCCGAAGCCGAUUCCCUUGUUUGGAAACUACCUGGAUUAUUUGAAGGGAACGAAUCUCUUCGACCAGGAAUGCUACAACAAGUACAACAAAGUCUGGGGGAUUUUCGAAGCCCAGACGCCCAUACUAAUGGCUGGCGACCUAAAGCUUGUCAAAGAGAUCACAGUGAAAAGGACCAACAUUUUCCAGAACCGACGGGAUUUGGGAGGGCGAGGUGAGAUUUUCAGUGCCAGCAUGGCUGCGCUCAAGGACGCUGACUGGAAACGGGUCCGUGGUGCCAUCUCCCCCACCUUCAGCACAGGCAAACUCAAACAGAUGUCACCACAUGUUGAGAAAUGCGCGAACGACUUUGUAUCCAAACUGGCUGAGAACGAGAAAGAAGGGACAAUGUUUGACAUGAAGUGGAUUUCUGGUGGCUAUGCCCUGGACGUCAUCUCCAGUACAGCUUUCGGCGUGCAGGUGGACUCCCUGAACAACCCUGACCACCCUCUGGUCACCAGCGCCAAAACGCUGUUCGUCUUCAACUUCUUCAAUCCCCUGAUCCUAAUCGUGUUCCUGUUCCCUCAGCUCGCCUGGCUGCUGGAGGUCUGCGGAGUCAGCUUCAUGAACCGGAAGUCCAUCAAUUACUUCAGCGAGGCUGUCGACAACGCCAUCAGCAUGAGGAAGGCUAAACAAGCCGACGGAGCUUCGGACGAAGCGAGACCUCCAGACUUCCUUCAGUUGAUGAUCGAGGCUCACAAUGCGGAACUGGACAAUGGAGUAUCCAAGGAUACCUUUAAAUAUGGUGUUUCCAAGAGAGAGAUCAAGGGAAACGCCGUGCUGUUCUGGGUAGCCGGGUACGAGAGCUCGUCCAACAUCCUGUCACUCACAGCCUACAACCUGGCCCUGCACCAGGACGUGCAGGACAAAGCUAUCGAGGAACUGGACGCUGUCAUUAGGAAACAUGGGAAGCUUGACUACAAGGCUGUCCAUGAGCUUCCCUACAUGGAGAUGUGCAUCAACGAGACCCUGAGGCUGUACCCUACAGCCUUAAGAAUUGAUCGCGUCUGCACGGAGGAUGUUGACAUCCAUGGAGUCCACAUCCCGGCGGGCAUGCUCUGCUUUGUCCCCGUCUGGACCAUCCACCACGACCCCGACAUCUGGCCGGAACCAGAGAAGUUCAGGCCUGAGAGGUUCUCUAAGGAAGAGGUGGAAGCACGUGACCCGUACGCCUAUCUCCCAUGGGGCUCCGGGCCCAGGAACUGCGCGGGCAUGCGCAUUGCCCAGUUGGAGCUCCGGUUUGCAAUGGCCAAAGCUCUGGAGAAGUUCCGCUUCUUCCCCUGCGAAAAGACUGAGAUUCCCGUCCGCUUCAAGAACUCCUUCAUCCAUCAGGUAGACGGUGGAGUCUGGCUGCGGGUGGAGGCGCGCACACACGAUGCCUAGGUUGUUAGGCCACCGUAUAGAUACUUCAAGUCCGUAUGAGGUCCGUAUGGAAUUCUUAGCCUUUCAGGCUCA
This is a messenger RNA of Branchiostoma floridae (Florida lancelet), 1696 nucleotides long. Its product is annotated as cytochrome P450 3A29-like. Lineage: Eukaryota; Metazoa; Chordata; Leptocardii; Amphioxiformes; Branchiostomatidae. The transcript is spliced from 14 exons. Gene Ontology annotation, molecular function: iron ion binding; steroid hydroxylase activity; heme binding. The record is from RefSeq and is a predicted model, not a curated record. The coding region runs from base 86 to 1624 and encodes 512 amino acids.